CAGGAACGUGUCCGGACUACAUCUAGAAGAACUGUAAGUCUCAGCUUUGCUAAAUCACGGACAUGUUGCGAAGAUGGCACACUUCAUUGGUUUGAGACGCUCGAAUAUUGCUUGCAGCCAGAACCCCAUCAAUCAAGUCCCCAAUGACGAUACGAACAACAAGGAUGUAUUGAGCUCUCAGCUACCCCCCGGAUUUCCGAACAUCGUCGAUUGGUUCGUUACCCAGCAUCUUCCUCAUGUGGAAACCCGCGAAUCCGAGUGCCAGCUCUGCGCCCAUACUCUCGACGUCUCGAAAAGCGUCGAAUCCGCCAUAGUGCAUGAGCUUCGUUCUCUUAUUCCAGUCCAAAACACUGCUGAGUUCUACAGGAAGCACGAGAUCGAGGAGACGGCUGUCCUAGAAUGCGGCCAUCUCGUAGGGAAGUCUUGCUGGGCAAAACAAGUCCAACCACUUGUUCGCCAUGGCGACAAGCCGCUCUGCCCCAUCUGUGCAAGAGUCCUCGUGUGUUCCAGGUGCGAGGUGCCUGUCCAGCCUGCUGGUCUGUCACCAAUCGAAUGGCCAAUGGGAAAGCAGCGGGUCGACCCAAUCGCCAUGAUUAUCGAGAAAGUCCCGCUCACGUCCGCUGAGAAGAUCACGGCGAGCGCGCCCACCUGCUUUCGGUGUUUCAAGAACCAUGUUAUGGAAAAGCUCCGCGAUUCUUCUUCGCCAUAUUGUUAUGACGAACAGGAGCAUUCACGGCUGUACGAUGAGCAGUGCAGAGAAAUCGUCGAGAUGAUCUACCCACCAGUCUCGCAUUACCGUCAACCUGGCGAUGAAAAAGAUUUUCAGGAGGUCAGAAAUACGCUCCUGCUUGAGUUGACCAGUGGUGAUUUCCUACAACUAAACAGGACAAACUUUUUGCUGCAGACGGUGGAUUGGCAGGUCGGGAACGGUCUCCAAAACACACAGGACUUUCUCCAGCAGAAGGUGAACACGCACAUGGAGGCUCUGCUGAGCCUUGUACGUCAUCUACACGGAUGGGAGGUCUAUACAGAGCAAGCAGAAGACUUAACCUGA
This is a messenger RNA of Truncatella angustata, 1054 nucleotides long. RefSeq lists its product as uncharacterized. Bases 74 to 1054 code for a protein of 326 amino acids. The transcript has a single exon. The record is from RefSeq and is a predicted model, not a curated record. NCBI's taxonomy places the organism in Eukaryota, Fungi, Ascomycota, Sordariomycetes, Amphisphaeriales, Sporocadaceae.